Molecule: messenger RNA, 1058 nt
Organism: Calliphora vicina (urban bluebottle blowfly)
Lineage: Eukaryota; Metazoa; Arthropoda; Insecta; Diptera; Calliphoridae
Product: apolipoprotein D-like
Exons: 6
Coding region: 129-818 (229 amino acids)
Biological process (GO): lipid metabolic process; response to reactive oxygen species
Cellular component (GO): cytoplasm
Molecular function (GO): pigment binding
Source: RefSeq, a predicted model, not a curated record
UAGCUUUUAAUUGUACUAAAAACAAGUUUAAUUCUUCAAUAAUCUCUAACAAGUUCUGUUGUAAAAAAACCUUGACCAGAUUCAUCAAAUAGACAGGCAAUAGCGAAUACACAAUUGUUUUUAAAACAAUGUGGAAUCAUAUGAGCAUUUUUCUAGUCAUACUUUUUGGCUGCAUGUACUUUGCCAGAUGUCAAGUACCAUUUCCUAAUACCUGUCCCGAAGUCAAAAUAGUAGACACAUUCGACUUAGAUAGAUAUAUGGGCACCUGGUAUGAGUACUCGAAAUAUCCAUUUAUAUUUGAGGUGGGACAAAAGUGCCAACAGGCGGUUUACAAAAAUAUAGGAAAUGAUACCGUAUCGGUAGUUAAUACAGGGAUUUAUGUAAUAAUCAACAAACCCAAUAGUGCUGUUGGAAGUGCCAAAGUUUUAGCUCCCGGACAAUUGGCAGUAGAAUUUAGAAAUCAAAAAGUUGACACUGCCAAUUAUUUGGUAUUGGGGACCGAUUACGAUAACUGGGUUGUUGUCUACAGCUGUAGAAAUAUAAGUUCAUAUGGUCAUGCUAAACUUCUAUGGAUUUUAACACGUCAACGUCUACCCUCUGAUGAAGCUAUUCUAGCUGCUAAGCAAGUCAUAAAGGACAAUAAACUAUCGGAGACAUUUUUAAUAAAAUCAACUCAAACGGAUUGUCCCAAUAUUUUGUACGCCAACGGUGAAGAUGAUCAAAUCGCAGAAGCUUCUUUCUCCUCCACCACUAGCGAUGACCAAACUACCCUAGAUUUUUCAUCUACAUCAACCGAACGAGUUGUAGAUACAGCAUGAAAUUUGUUUAUGCGUCUAAUAAGACGCAUAUUCGAUGUAAUUAUAAGUUUUGUGGGUUAUAUGCGAGCAAGUUUUUUCACUUUCUAAAUGCGGUGGCUUGAAUUUGUGAAAAUGUUUGUUAUGUCUUAUUUCUUACUUAUUAUAUGAAUAUGGAGAUUUGUACAUGUGUGUGCAUAAAUUUGCAACUUAUUAAGUUGUUUGAUAAAACAAAUAAUUAUUAUACUUAAUUUAUGAGCAAAA